GCAGAAGUAUUUCCCCAAUGGGUUUGGCCUAGAAGAAAAAAGGAGGGACUUGGCCACUGUCCCGUUAAGCCGCAACUAGAGAGUACACGGGCCAAGGGGAGUGUACUGCCGAGCCGCAGGUCAGCGAGAGCAUAGAGCCUAUCCUAGGACCCCCGCGGGAAGGAGCAAGGAGGUUCGCUCAAUGUCCCAACGUACCCGGGUUAUUACCCUUCACCUGGAAAGGAGUCAGCCGUUAGGAGGUCCCGCCCCGCGGGGAAGGACUCCGAAUCCGGCGCUGGUUCGCCAUUUUGCGAGGCAGCGGCAGUGGCGGCGGCAGCGGCGGCUGGAGCCUCUGAUUGGGUUUCGGGGUCCGGUACUGGAGCCAAUCAGCGCGGGCAGCGAACCGGGGGAGCAAGGCACGGAGUGCAUCACACAGUCUCUAGGAUCUCCAGAGUGAAACUCACUGUGGACAGGCUUCUAACUUGGAGGGAUCAUGGAGCAGUACACAGCAAACAGCAGUAGUUCAACAGAACAGAUUGUUGUCCAGGCGGGACAGAUUCAGCAGCAGCAGCAGGGUGGUGUCACUGCAGUCCAGUUGCAGACUGAGGCCCAGGUGGCAUCCGCCUCAGGCCAGCAAGUCCAGACCCUCCAGGUAGUCCAGGGGCAGCCGUUAAUGGUACAGGUCAGCGGAGGCCAGUUAAUCACAUCAACUGGCCAACCCAUCAUGGUCCAGGCUGUCCCUGGUGGACAAGGUCAAACGAUAAUGCAAGUGCCUGUGUCUGGGACACAGGGUUUACAGCAGAUCCAGUUAGUCCCCCCCGGACAAAUCCAGAUCCAGGGUGGGCAAGCUGUGCAGGUGCAGGGCCAGCAGGGCCAGACCCAGCAGAUCAUCAUCCAGCAGCCCCAGACAGCCGUCACUGCUGGCCAGACCCAGACACAGCAACAGAUUGCUGUCCAAGGACAGCAAGUGGCACAGACGGCUGAAGGGCAGACCAUUGUCUAUCAGCCAGUUAAUGCAGAUGGCACCAUUCUGCAGCAAGGCAUGAUCACCAUCCCAGCAGGCAGUUUGGCAGGAGCACAGAUUGUUCAGACAGGAGCCAACACCAAUACAACAAGCAGUGGGCAAGGGACUGUCACUGUAACACUGCCAGUGGCAGGCAAUGUGGUCAAUUCAGGAGGCAUGGUUAUGAUGGUGCCUGGUGCUGGCUCUGUACCUGCUAUCCAAAGAAUCCCUCUCCCUGGGGCAGAGAUGCUCGAAGAAGAGCCUCUGUAUGUGAAUGCCAAACAGUACCACCGAAUACUUAAGAGGAGGCAAGCCCGGGCGAAACUAGAGGCAGAAGGGAAAAUUCCAAAGGAAAGAAGGAAAUACCUACAUGAGUCUCGGCACCGUCAUGCCAUGGCACGGAAGCGUGGUGAAGGUGGACGAUUUUUCUCUCCAAAGGAAAAGGAUAGUCCCCAUAUGCAGGAUCCAAACCAAGCAGAUGAAGAAGCAAUGACACAGAUCAUCCGAGUGUCCUAACCCCAGGCCAUGUGAUGGAGCUGAUGUUCCUCACCACCAUUUCCCACUGUUCCAGGAAAUUGAUCAGCUCUUCCCAUGGGUCACUGAUGAUCACAUUCUGCCCUUUUCUAUAAGACAGAAACCACUUAGUUUUUAAUAAGUGGUCAGUAUUAUAAUUGCAGCAAUGUCUGGAAAAUUGAAGUUGCAAGCCUUUGUCUGACCCUUCAGUCAGGACCUAUUUCAGACUAUUGAUGAUACGAACAUUUCAUGGAUUAGGAUGAUGCACGGGACCCAGGCCAGCCCAGCAGUACCACAUAGCACUGAAUGUUGACUGGUGAGGCCAGCCAGUCAUCUCAGUGGGAAGAAAAGCUGCUCACCCUAAACUGCAAUCAGGGAAGCGACAGCCCACUCCUUCCCAUGGAACCUAAACAGCAUCUAUCCCUCUAAAGGGGGAUUUCAGACUGACUUGCUGAAUGGACACUUUGUAUUCAGAGAUGGCUUCUAGGAAAGGAAGUCUCAUCUCAUGAUACAGAACAGUAAAUGCUCUGAGAUAACAUUCAUCUACUCUGUGGUAAUAAUAAGAAUCUCUCUGCCCAGCUGAUAGGUUGGUAUUUUUGGACUCCAGCCAAGACAAAGCUAACUGGGGAUAGAAUGAUAAAAGACUUAAGCACUAAAAAUCUGAACUGCUGAAUAUCCCUUUUUUUUUAAGCCCUGCAAGUUGUCAUCUGCUUGUCCUGUUGACAGAUCAUCUGGACCAUAGUUUUACUAUGUCUACUUUUAAAGCAAUUUAGAGCAUAUCGGACUGUGAAACUGCCUUCUAAAUAGAGAACAAAACUAUAUAACUUCUGUACUGAAGUGCUGAGAACAUUUGUAGCAACUCCUAAACAAUGCCAAACUAGAGAUUUUCAGUCACAGGCUUUGUGACAGCAUUUGAGGGAUAGAAGGAGUGUGUUUCAGUCUACAAGGAGAAGAGAGAGAGUAAAGUAUAUUUACCCAUGUGUUGUCAUAUAGUAUGAUUCUGCAGUGGAUGGAUGCCUGGGAUGGAUCAUUAAGAUGAAGAGAAUAAUUUACGUUUAUACUAUAACCUUUUAACAAGCACGGAAAAAGGAGAAGUCUGAGCUUUGGUCCUUGACAAUUUCUGGAAAGCAUGAUUCAAUCAAGCUAUCCUGGGCAUAUUCCAGGUUACCUGCUAGAGCCUGAAGUGGAUGUUGGCUUCAGUCCUGCAGUGCUUUGUGCUGGCUCCAGAGAGCAAACCUCAUUCUUCCCAUGGCAGUUGAGUCUUGGGUGCCACUUUCCAUUUGUUUCCCCACUUCUUCAUAGGCUCUGUGCAGAAAGGUUUUCACAUUGCAUCCACAUGCUGCAGAUAAACUGUAGACUGAAAAUAGAGAUGCCUGCAGGGUCAGGAACUGGGCCAGUUGUCAGAAUGGGUGGUGCCUCAGAAAUCUGUAUCUAGAUUUCUACAUCAAGCACAUCUAGAUGUUGAACCCCUGAAGAACUAAGAUAAUAUUUCAGUAGGUUUGCUACCUACUCUGGAAACAAAGGAGAACUUAAUCCUUUUGAAGAACAUUUGGGUUUGAUAUAAAUACCAAGUGUAAAGAGUAGCUCUUUGAUUUCACUCUAAUUGUAUUAUGAGGGAAAAGAAAUUAAGCCCUUUAAAGAAAAUAUCACUAAGGGAAAUCAUUGUGAUGAUAGAAAAUAGAGGUAUAUACGAACUAUGCAAAGAAAGCAGAAAGUGAAGUUUCUCUCUAGUCCCUGGCUUUCAGAUGUCAGGGGGAACUAAGCCUUCAUAGGUUCACUAGAUGGCUUCUGGCUCUUCACAUGAGUUUCAGAUAAUUAACUUUUAUUCAGUAAGCCCCCAACUUUUUCACAUGAUAGAUUACUAAAAACAAUGAGGAAUGUAUAGCCCCUGGUUUUUAGGAGUCUUUUAAGAUGCAGAGUCCAGAAAUUCCUCAGACCUAAUUUCUAGUACUUAAGCCAACAGUCCUAAUUUAUUUGUGUAAAUUUGUAUAUAGUAAUACCAACCUCGUAUUGCAGAGUUUUUGUUUGUUUUUUGAGUUUUUUGAAAUUAAAUGCUUCAGUUGUCAUUUUGUCAUUACAUUUCAGGUAGCUAUGGCCCUUUUAUUAUGGUUUUUUUAACACAGCAUAAUAACCCACAAAGAGAGUUAAGGUUUGAAUUUUUUCUUCGUUACUAGAAGUUAUUUUAUUCAUUUGUCUUCAUGACUAGUGAUGACUUCGUAGAUGCAGAAGUGUGAAUGGAUGAAUGAGUAAUUGGUUUAAUUCAUAGUUCACUUCUUGAGUGCUUUUUUUUUUUUGCAGGAUAAUUGUAAAUGUAUAUUUUAAUUGCACUGAUACAUCAAACAUGUCAGUGUGUAUAGCACUGGACCAACACAGCAUUUUCUGUCUAUUGGGUGCCUCAUAAUAACGUCUUGAUUUUCCUUUGGGUCUCAGCUACAUAAAUGGUUUUUUCCCCCAGCAGUAGGGGGAGUACAGGAUCGAUCAUUAAUGUCAUUGCAAUUGUUACUUUUUAAAAUAAAUUUAUAAAAAUAUUAAAAA
Manis javanica (Malayan pangolin) is the source of this 4030-nucleotide messenger RNA. The record is from RefSeq and is a predicted model, not a curated record. NCBI's taxonomy places the organism in Eukaryota, Metazoa, Chordata, Mammalia, Pholidota, Manidae.